Phacochoerus africanus (Common warthog) is the source of this 5362-nucleotide messenger RNA. It is a transcript of the gene ADAMTS18, whose product is annotated as ADAM metallopeptidase with thrombospondin type 1 motif 18. Gene Ontology annotation, molecular function: metalloendopeptidase activity. Gene Ontology annotation, biological process: proteolysis; extracellular matrix organization. Lineage: Eukaryota; Metazoa; Chordata; Mammalia; Artiodactyla; Suidae. The transcript is spliced from 23 exons. The record is from RefSeq and is a predicted model, not a curated record. Gene Ontology annotation, cellular component: extracellular matrix. The coding region runs from base 1 to 3675 and encodes 1224 amino acids.
AUGGAGUGCGCCCUCCUGCUCGCGUGCGCCCUCCCCGCCGUCCGCUCGGGCCCGCCUUGGGGGCCCGCGGGACGGGGGCGCGUGGCCCAGGCGCUCCAGCUGUGCUGCCUCUGCUGUGCGUCGGUCGCCUCAGCCUUAGCCAGUGACAGCAGCGUGGUCGGCGGCGGCAGCGGAUUAAACCAUGAUUACGUCUUUGUCACGCCGGUUGAAGUGGACUCGGGCGGGUCAUAUAUUUCCCACGACAUUUUGCACAGCGGCAGGAGAAAGCGGGCGGCGCCGAGUGCCAGCAGCUCCCUGCAUUACCGAUUUUCAGCAUUUGGACAGGAACUCCACUUAGAACUUCAGCCCUCGGCGAUUUUGAGCAAUCACUUUAUUGUCCAGGUACUUGGAAAAGAUGGUGCUUCAGAGACUCGGGAACCCUCGGUGCCCAGGUGUUUCUAUCAGGGAUUUAUCAGAAACGACAGCUCGUCCUCUGUCGCUGUGUCUACAUGUGCCGGCUUGUCAGGUCUAAUAAGGACACGAAAAAAUGAAUUCCUCAUCUCACCAUUACCUCAGCUCCUGGCCCGGGAACACAACUACAGCUCCCCCGCCGGCCACCAUCCUCACGUGCUGUACAAAAGGACGGCUGAGGAGGAGGUCCAGCGUUGCCAUGGCUACCUGAGCUCCAGCCGGAACGAUGCUGGACACCCCCCAAGUCACACUCCCCAUCCAUCUUGGGGGCCAGAAGGAGCGCAUCAACCUGGAAGGUUGCAAAAGCAGCAUUUUUGUGGACGACGCAAGAAAUACACCCCUCAACCGCCCACCAAGGACACCUAUCUCAGGUUCGAUGAAUAUGGGAGCACGGGACGGCCCCGAAGAUCAGCUGGAAAGUCACAGAAAGGCCUAAAUGUGGAAACCCUUGUGGUAGCAGACAAGAAAAUGGUGGAAAAGCACGGCAAGGCCAAUGUCACCACGUACAUUCUCACGGUCAUGAACAUGGUUUCCAGCCUCUUCAAAGAUGGGACCAUUGGAAGUGAUAUCAACAUUGUUGUGGUGAGCCUCAUUCUUCUGGAAGAAGAACCUGGAGGAUUACUGAUCAAUCAUCAUGCAGACCAGUCUCUGAAUAGUUUUUGUCAGUGGCAGUCUGCCCUCGUUGGAAAGAACGGCAAGAGGCAUGACCACGCCAUCUUACUCACGGGAUAUGAUAUCUGUUCCUGGAAGAAUGAACCCUGUGACACUCUAGGGUUUGCUCCCAUCAGUGGAAUGUGCAGUAAGUACCGAAGUUGUACCAUCAAUGAAGAUACAGGGCUUGGCCUGGCCUUCACCAUUGCUCAUGAGUCAGGGCACAAUUUCGGCAUGAUUCACGACGGAGAGGGCAACCCCUGCAGGAAAGCUGAAGGCAAUAUCAUGUCUCCCACGCUGACAGGGAACAAUGGGGUGUUUUCCUGGUCUUCCUGCAGCCGGCAGUAUCUCAAGAAAUUCCUUAGUACCCCUCAGGCUGGGUGUCUGGUGGAUGAGCCCAAGCAAACAGGACAGUAUAAAUAUCCGGAGAAACUGCCAGGACAGAUUUAUGAUGCUGACACACAGUGCAAGUGGCAGUUUGGAGCAAAAGCCAAGUUAUGCAGCCUUGGUUUUGUGAAGGACAUUUGCAAAUCACUUUGGUGCCACCGAGUGGGCCACAGGUGUGAGACCAAGUUCAUGCCUGCAGCGGAAGGGACCGUUUGUGGCUUGAGUAUGUGGUGUCGGCAAGGUCAGUGUGUCAAGUUUGGGGAGCACGGGCCUCGGCCUGUCCACGGCCAGUGGUCCGCCUGGUCGAAGUGGUCAGAAUGUUCCCGAACGUGCGGUGGAGGCGUCAGGUAUCAAGAGAGACACUGCAAUAACCCCAAGCCUCAGUAUGGUGGCAAGUUCUGUCCUGGUUCUAGCCGUGUAUAUCAGCUGUGCAACAUUAACCCUUGUAAUGAAAAUAGCUUGGAUUUUCGAGCUCAGCAGUGCGCAGAAUAUAACAGCAAACCUUUCCGUGGAUGGUUCUACCAGUGGAAACCCUAUACAAAAGUGGAAGAGGAAGAUCGAUGUAAACUGUACUGCCAGGCCGAGAACUUUGAAUUCUUCUUUGCCAUGUCCAGCAAGGUGAAAGAUGGAACUCCUUGCUCCUCAGACAAAAGUGAUGUUUGUAUUGAUGGGAUUUGUGAACCAGUGGGAUGCGAUCAUGAACUUGGUUCUAAAGCAGUCUCAGACGCAUGUGGUGUUUGCAAAGGUGAUAAUUCAACUUGCAAGUUUUAUAAAGGCCUGUACCUCAACCAGCAUAAAGCAAAUGAAUAUUACCCGGUCGUCACCGUCCCAGCGGGCGCCCGCAGCAUCGAAAUCCAGGAACUGCAGAUUUCCUCCAGUUACCUCGCCGUCCGAAGUCUCAGUCACAAGUAUUACCUCACAGGGGGCUGGAGCAUCGACUGGCCAGGGGAGUUCGCCUUUGCAGGGACCCUGUUUGAGUACCAGCGCGCCUUCAACCGCCCCGAACGCCUGUCUGCACAGGGACCCACCAAUGAGACGCUGGUCUUUGAGAUUCUGAUGCAAGGCAAAAAUCCUGGGAUAGCUUGGAAGUAUGCACUUCCCAAGGUCAUGAAUGGAACUCAGCCAGCCUCCAAAAGACACAUCCAUGCCUGGAGCACCGUGUAUUCCGAUUGUUCCGUCACCUGCGGUGGAGGUUACAUAAGUGUCAAGGCCGUUUGCUUACGAGAUCAAAACAUUCCAGUCAAUUCCUCAUUCUGCAAUGCAAGAGCCAAGCCAGCAACUGAACCCCAAAUGUGCAAUGCUUUUUCCUGCCCUGCCUACUGGAAGCCAGGUGAAUGGAGUGUGUGCAGCCGGUCAUGUGCCGGGGGGCAGCAGAGCCGGAAGGUCCAGUGUGUCCAGAAGAAGCCCUUCCAGAAGGAGGAAGCGGUACUCCAUUCUCUCUGCCCAGUGAGCACACCCACUCAGGUCCAAGUCUGCAACAGCCAUGCCUGCCCUCCAGAAUGGAGCCUUGGGCCCUGGUCUCAGUGUUCUAAGACUUGUGGGCGAGGGGUAAGGAAGCGUGAAGUCUUGUGUAAAAGUCCCGCCACAGCAGAGGGCGCCCCUGAGAGCCUGUGCACCAGCACCCCAAGACCAGAAUCGCAGGAGGGCUGCGUCCUGGGAAGAUGCCCCAAGAACUCCCGGCUCCAGUGGGUCGUCUCUUCGUGGAGUGAGUGUUCUGCCAGCUGUGGUUUGGGUGUGAGGAAGAGAGAAAUGAAAUGCAGCGAGAAGGCCUUCCAGGGCAAGCUGAUAACUUUCCCCGAGCGAAGGUGCCGCAACAUUAAGAAACCAAGCCUGGACUUGGAAGAAACCUGCAACCGAGGGGUGUGUCCAGCCCGUCCAGUGUACAACAUGGCAGCUGGGUGGUACUCAUCGCCAUGGCAACCGUGCACCGUGACCUGUGGAGGAGGGGUCCAAACCCGAUCAGUCCACUGUAUUCAGCAGGGCCGGCCUUCCUCAAGUUGCCUGCUCCGGCAGAAACCUCCAGUGCUACGAGCCUGUAAUACAAACUUUUGUCCAGCUCCUGAAAAGCGAGAGGAUCCAUCCUGUGUAGAUUUCUUCACCUGGUGCCAUCUCGUUCCUCAGCAUGGUGUCUGCAACCACAAAUUUUACGGUAAACAGUGCUGCAAGUCAUGCACGAGGAAGAGCUGAUCUUGACUCCCUCCCAGCCCCGAAAGGGCCAGGGUCUUACCUCUCAGUCUCCAGAGGCACCAGCCACCUUUCCAUCAAGAGCUGAACUCUGCACAGCACUCAUGAGCAGACCGCAGUGUCAGAAGCGCCCGGCUUGUCAGGCCCCCAAAGCACAUGGUACUCAGAAGCACUUGAAAACGAGAAGCGACGACACAUCUGACUUACAAAAGCGUAAAACAAAAAUGCAACAGUUUUGAUUUGCACUGUUACACGGAAGAAGUGAUGACUCGCGAUGAGACAAAACAAAUUUUAGUUUUGACAAAGUGAGACUCCGGUCAACGCUGGGACGGACCCUCCCCCUGAAAACUUCAGAGGGUUCUAUGACCACCACAUCUGUUUUGAAAAGGUCAUUUAAGACUUCAAGUCAAAGACUGAGACUUGGAGCAAUGAAAUGUGGAUCGAAUACGCUGCCUAACUGUUCCUUGGAGCUCACAGUUUGACCAAAAACUGUGGACACUGCAAACCAGGAGUUAUACAGAUGCCAAAUGGUGCUCGUGACUGCGCUUGCUGCUGGACUAGCAAGCUUCAUGUCCUGUUUAUUUGGGGCGUGUGUGUGUGUGUGUGUGUGUGUGUGUGUGUGUUCUGUAUUAUUUUGUUUAAAGUAUAUUCUGCUUAUAGAGAGUCUCCAAGACCAAAAUUCACAAUUGGAAAAGUGUUCCAAGGAAUAUUCUGAAAACAGGGCAACACAGUCUAGUUAAGACAUCUAUUUAAUUGCAAUUCACAUUCUGGAGAAAAGAAACAAAAUUCAAAACUCAUAUGGAAGGCAAACAUUGGUGCCCUACACAGGAAUCGACCUCAUAAUUUUUGGUGCUAGCUGAACAAGUACACAGGAGCCUCAAGUCCCUUCUUUGGGAAUCGGAAUUCGUGAGAUGUUCAUUUCCAGUAAAAAUCCAAGAGGAGCUAAAUAGCAGAAUAGCCUUGUUUUGAAGGAGAGGAGACCAGCAUUUAUAAGGCUCCCCACCUAUUAUCAGAGAUGCUUGGAAAAUUAAAGGCCACUUGUGGUUUUCUGCUACCAGCUGACAUGUUUAAAUUUGCCCUAAGAUUUAGUUAACAAGAAAAGAAUCAGUGGCAGUAGAAAAAUUCAUGUUUUCUUUCUAUGUGAAUAUUAAUAAAUCAUAAUAUGCCUCAACCCUUUAAGCAGUAAGAGUGCUUUAUGAUCUUUCAGAUGGCAUUUUCAGUCCUCAGAAGCCAGCUGCUGGUAGGCACUAAUGAGCUUAAAAUUGUUCUCAAUUGGAAAAACACCACACUAUUUUGCCAAAACCAAAGUAACUUGCAAGACUGUGUCCUUCUGUAGUUUUUGUGAAAUGUGGUUAUAAAGGGCAUAUUUAUAUAAUUCUACUCUAUUCCUCAAUUUCUUUGAUGAAUGUAACCCAAUUUUACUGCUUUAAAAGUCUCAAUUCAAACAGGGAUUUGCCAGCUCAGCACAACCAACGAGACAGUGGUUGGUUAAAUUUAGAGCAUCCUUUGUUCCGUACUAACUGAAAUCAUGCAUUCUCAAAUCUCAGAAAUAAUGAUUAGAAUAUUCUCUCUGUCUCCUUGGCUUGGCCUAGAGUAGGGGCCAAGUUGUCAUUUAAAAAAAAAAAAAGUUCCGCAUCACCGCCCUUUGUCCCUCUGAUAAAUUGCAAGUUCUUUGUUUCUUUAUAUAAUU